CUCCCCCUCCAGUUUUGUGGCCGCUGGGCCGAGGACCGCAGCUGGCCUGCUGGCCACCAACCGCGAGAUGGCGACAGCGUCACGAUAGAAGGAGGCCGGACCCUGCUGCUGGGCACCACCACCAGCAACCUCAACCUGCUGCAUCUCAAAGGUGGUAAACUUGUAUUUAUUGGUCCAGGCCCAGUAGAACUACAUGCUCAUUACAUCCUAAUAUCUGAUGGAGGAGAACUCCAUGUGGGAUCUUCUAAGCUCCCUUUCCAUCACAAAGCUCACAUCUAUCUGUACGGAAGCCUCCAUUCUUCACCAAUAAUUCCAUAUGGGAUCAAGUUCCUGGCAGUGAGGAAUGGAACUCUUUCCAUGCAUGGCUGGAUGCCAAAAGUAGUUUUCACGCAUUUGAAAUCAUCAGCUCGUGUUAAUGACACUCGAUUAGUGCUACAGGAACCUGUUGACUGGCAACCUGGCGAUGAAAUCGUUGUUGUGGGGACGGGCCUUGGAAAUGGGCCACAGCAAGAGGAAAGGGCUGUGAUUGAGUCUGUGAAUGACACUGAGCUCUACCUCACGUCACCGCUCAGGUACCCUUCCACGGCCCAAGGGAUUUCUGCAGCAUGGGUAAACUGGCCGGACCUUUGGGCGAAGAUUGGGAUUUGCAGUUCCCUGUGGGAAAAAAUGAUAGAUUAA
Messenger RNA from Tinamus guttatus (white-throated tinamou), 678 nucleotides. NCBI's taxonomy places the organism in Eukaryota, Metazoa, Chordata, Aves, Tinamiformes, Tinamidae. The record is from RefSeq and is a predicted model, not a curated record.